Molecule: messenger RNA, 1925 nt
Organism: Carassius auratus (goldfish)
Lineage: Eukaryota; Metazoa; Chordata; Actinopteri; Cypriniformes; Cyprinidae
Product: meprin A subunit beta-like
Exons: 11
Coding region: 23-1819 (598 amino acids)
Biological process (GO): proteolysis
Cellular component (GO): membrane
Molecular function (GO): protein binding; metalloendopeptidase activity; zinc ion binding
Source: RefSeq, a predicted model, not a curated record
AAAUCUCCGAGAAGGAGACAUCAUGGUGCCUAAUCAAAGGAGCGCCAUUCUUGGGAAUCAGUUCAAGUGGAAUAUUCCUGUCCCCUUUGAAAUGAGUGUGAAUCUCAGUUUGAACUAUAAAGGAGUCAUUUUGAGAGCCCUUGAGCAAUUCAGACUGAAAUCAUGUAUUGACUUUAAGGCCAGAACAGCAGAAGACAUUUCUUACAUCUCUGUGGAGAGUCUUGAUGGGUGUUGGUCAUAUGUUGGUCACAGAUUUGCAGGAGCUCAGACUCUUUCCAUUGGAAUUGGUUGUGGAUCAAAAGCCUAUGUUGAGCAUGAGUUUCUCCAUGCACUGGGAUUUUUUCAUGAGCAGUCAAGAUAUGACAGAGAUGAUUAUGUGACCAUCAACUUCACAAACAUCAUUACAGGGUAUGAAAACAGUUUCAGUAAAUUCAGUGAGAAUCUGACCACCACACAGGAUACACCAUAUGACUACUUCUCUGUAAUGCAUUUGGAUAAAAAUACCUUCAGCAACGGUAAUGGAUACACAAUCAUUACCAAGCGUCCUGAGUUCCAAGAUGUGAUUGGUCAACGCCUGGACAUGAGUGAAUAUGAUGUGAUUGAACUCAACAAACUCUAUAAAUGCAAUUCAUCCAUCUCUUUCCUUGAUCACUGUAGUUUUGAUGAUGAAUCUCUGUGUCAGAUGAGCGUCUGUUCUGCUGCUGAUUAUGGCUGGCAGACAGUAAAGUCAGUGAGUGGGAUCAAUGUGACUGACCACACAAACUUGGGCAAAGAACAAAAUGGUGUGUCAUUCUUCAUGCACUUCAGCACUAAAGGUAGAAAUGAGGGGGAUGCAGCCAGAACGGAGAGCAAGAAAAUGACCCCUAAAAGAGACUGCAAAGUCCAGUGCCUGCAGUUCUACUACUAUCACAGUGGUAAUGUGUCUGACCAGCUCAACAUCUGGAUCCGAGAAUACCAGAAUGAAGCAGACAGCAUAGGAACUCUCAGACUUAUGGAUCAGAUCAUAGAACCCCCUGGGAAUUACUGGAAGCUUCAUCAUGUGCCACUGAAUGCAAAUAAAACUUUCCAGGUUGUAUUUGAAGCCCGUAAAGGAGCUGGAAACUCCAAUGGAGGGUUUUCACUGGAUGAUAUCAAUAUUUCAGAGACCGAGUGUCCCCACACAUGGCAGAUAAGAGACUUUGAGAAGGUUUUGAAAAACAGUGUGUCUGGUAAUAGGAUGUACAGUCCAUUGUAUUACUCCAGUGAAGGUUAUCGUUUUCAGGCUCUCUUAAAAGUGUAUCAGAAUUACCUUUCAAUAUAUGUUGGUCUGGUAUCCGGUGCAUAUGAUGAACAGUUGCAGUGGCCUUGUUAUUGGAGACAAAUAACCUUCCAGGUGCUUGACCAGAAUCCACACAUACAGAAGCGCAUGUCCUCUGAGAAAAGCUUCACAACUGACCCUGCUUUAGUUUCUUCCUAUGGCAGAAAUGACUGGGACAGUCCUCGAAAUAAUGGAACUCGAGUUGUCAUUGGCAAUGAGACUGUAUAUGUUGGUAUUUUUUGGGGAUAUCAAUAUGCCAUAAUGAAAGAAGAUCUCCCUAAAAGAGAGUUUAUCAAGGGUGGUGACAUCAUCCUUCUCUUUACCAUGCAAGAUAUCUCAGUGCUCCGUAAGAACAACACUCUACCCUGCCCUAAAGUGACUGUGAAGAACUUCAAGACUUCCUUUGAUGCAUCUGUCAAGCGGCGACCAUGUGCUACAAGUGAUUGUCUGGGCAUAUUUUCCACUUCCAGUACUUCCUCUCUGAUUAUAUUGGUGGUUUGCUUCCGUUUGCUGGUAAAUUAAUCCUGAGAUUUUGUCUGACUACAUGAAUUCAAUUUAAAAGCAACUGCAUCUGUCUUCAGCCUUCUGGUAUAUUAUACUGUUAAACCUUUAUUUGAAUUUAAUGAGA